UAUAUUUAGAAAGAGUUUGUCUUUUUCUGAAACGGCCUAAAAAAGUAAAGGAGUAUCAUUUUAACAUUCUUUUCUUAGGAGCUCCUCCCUAAUCAUCUUAAAAAUUUGUCGUCCUCUCUUAUUCUUCAUCUCUCAAUUUCUCCAAUUCUUCGAUUGAGAUAUGGAGUCAUCUAAAGAGACAGGUUGCCGAGCUCCAGAAGGCCCCAUCCUUUGCAUCAACAACUGUGGUUUUUUCGGUAGUGCAGCCACCAUGAAUAUGUGUUCCAAGUGUCACAAGGAAAUGAUACUUAAGCAGGAACACGCAAAAUUUGCAGCUGCAUCCAUCGAAAACAUCGUAAAUGGAAGCUCAAACAGUGUUGAAAAAGAAGCUGUAGAAGCCAUCUCAGCGGAAUUAAAGGUUGUGUCUGCAGAAGCAUCUUCAGAUAUAACCUCAGAGAUUUCAGACGUGAAGCCAAAAGAGGGUCCGAAUAAGUGCACAGCUUGUCGUAAGCGUGUGGGUUUAACAGGUUUCAAUUGCAAGUGUGGAAAUCUUUUCUGUGCAGUUCAUCGUUAUUCAGACAAACACAACUGCCCGUUUGAUUAUAGGAACGCUGGUCAGAAUGCAAUAGCAAAAGCAAAUCCUGUCGUCGUAGCAGAGAAGCUUAAUAAGAUAUAAGAAGCAUGAUGCUUUUACUUCAAAAUCUGUCUAUCUUCCGAUAAGUUGGUCUCGACUUACAGGGCCUCCUAUGAAUAUGCAUGGAUCGUACAAGGCUAUGAAAAUUGGUUUGGGGGCGGGGGGGGUGAGGUUCUUUUCAAGUGCUAGAGCCUAGAUUAUUUCUGCUGUGUAAGUUGUUAUUUAUCUGGUUUGGUGGACAUUUUCAUGGAAUUUGUAAUUUGUCCUUGUUCUUUCCCAUUUCUCUGCUCCAUGUCUAAUAUAAUGUGCAUAAUGACUAUCCCUUUAAAACAAGCACGAUCACAUUUGGAGAGGCCAUUAUUGAAGAUUGUAGAGUGUAAA
Molecule: messenger RNA, 994 nt
Organism: Lycium barbarum (goji berry)
Lineage: Eukaryota; Viridiplantae; Streptophyta; Magnoliopsida; Solanales; Solanaceae
Product: zinc finger A20 and AN1 domain-containing stress-associated protein 8-like
Exons: 2
Coding region: 161-655 (164 amino acids)
Molecular function (GO): DNA binding; zinc ion binding
Source: RefSeq, a predicted model, not a curated record